AUGAGCACCGCCUGUUCGUUCUUUCGACGUCUCUUCAACUGGAUUCCAGGCCCAGCCAUUGCAAAAUUCACCAGGUUUUGGGCGACCUCGCACCAUCUCGACGGUUCUUACGACGAAACUGUCCAGGAGCUGCACCUCCGCCACGUCGGCCCUACACUUUACAGCUUGAGCGAUCAAGAGUACUUUGACACCUUGUACGAUCUCGAAGCCGGCUCGUAUUCCGCAGCUCCGGCGGCCGUAUCCUCCUUUCAACAGCUCCUGAUGUCGAACAUUUUUCGCAACGAACACCUCAUCGAUGCCUGCAAUGAGAAGCUCUUUGCUUUCUUUACCCACUCUGCGCAGAUCGGAGCACCGAUCAACCUGUCCAACAUUAUCGCACGAUACGCCUACGAUGUCAUGAUCGCCACUACAACUGGUCAGCCUGCGGGUUUCCUCGAUACCGAGCCUGACCCGGCCAAGGUUGACCGCGCACUGAAAGACUGGAGAUUCUACGCCAUACUUUACGGCUCAUAUUUGAGAUACCACCCGAUCAUUGCAGCCGUGCGAAAAUUCUGCGGGAUGGAUAAGAUAGCUCAAGACGAGCGGUUCAAAAUGACGCCAGAAGCAGCACAGCCAUCAGAGUCCACGGACGAGCAGCCUACCCACGCCAAACAUGGUACAAAGACUUCUGCAGCACCCAUCGAAGCUCGCAUUGCUUUGUCACUUGCAGGUGCAGAUCCAACGAUGUCUCUUAUACUCAAAGCCAUUCAGCAAAUGUUCACCGAGGAGGGCUUGUUGGACAGAUUGCGUGACGAGAUCACAGCGGCCGACCUGUCUUACCCAAUACCUUUCCAGCAACUCAUUUCAAGAAAAGAUCGCCUGCCACUCAUGCUUGGCCUGCUAUUGGACUGCUUGCACGCACAAAGCGGCAGAGCUGCAAAAGCAUACACUGUACCAAAGGCCGGUAUAUCCAUAGGCAAUGCCGAAGUGCCCGAAGGUGUGAGUACUACCGCAACCCUGCCAUCUGUCUCUUCAAUCACUCACUGA
Molecule: messenger RNA, 1026 nt
Organism: Zymoseptoria tritici IPO323
Lineage: Eukaryota; Fungi; Ascomycota; Dothideomycetes; Mycosphaerellales; Mycosphaerellaceae
Exons: 2
Coding region: 1-1026 (341 amino acids)
Molecular function (GO): iron ion binding; oxidoreductase activity, acting on paired donors, with incorporation or reduction of molecular oxygen; monooxygenase activity
Source: RefSeq, a predicted model, not a curated record